CCCCGGUGAGGAGGACAGAGAUACGAAGAUGAUCUCAAAGGAUGAGAAGGGCCGUGGGGGCAGUGGUUCUGGCAGAAACUUGUGGGUUAGUGGCCUUUCAUCCUCUACUAGAGCUACAGACUUGAAGAAUCUGUUCAGCAAGUAUGGAAAGGUGGUUGGUGCCAAAGUGGUGACCAACGCUCGCAGCCCCGGCUCCCGCUGCUACGGCUUUGUCACCAUGUCAACAGCUGAGGAAGCCACCAAGUGUAUUAAUCACCUCCACAGGACAGAGCUGCAUGGCAAAAUGAUUUCAGUGGAAAAGGCAAAAAAUGAACCGGCUGGGAAAAAGCCUUCAGACAAAAAGGAAGGGGAAACAAGGAAGGAAAAAGACAGGCACCAUCCUGCAGAGUCCAAGUCUGAGAAGUCUGUUGGUGUUAAGAAGGAGGAGAAGCCUGACAAAAAGGAUGAGGCUAAGAAAGCAGAAAAAGAUGGAAAAGACGAAAAAGAAGGAAAAGAGAAAGAUGACCAAAAGGCUGGAUCUGAUAGAUCCAGGGCAAGCAAGUCAGCGAGUCGAGGAACUGAGAGGACGGUCGUGAUGGAUAAAUCAAAGGGAGAACCAGUUAUUAGUGUGAAAACUUCCACAUCAAAAGAGAGGAGUACAAAGAGCCAGGAUCGCAAAUCCGAGAGCAAGGAAAAACAAGAUAUUUUAUCCUUUGAUAAAAUCAAAGAGCAGCGAGAGCGGGAGCGGCAGCGACAGCGGGAGCGGGAGAUCCGGGAGACGGAAAGGCGCCGCGAGCGAGAGCGGCGGGAUCGGGAGCAGCGGCUUCAGGCUAUUCACGAGCGGGAUGAGAGGCAGCGGCUGCAGAGGGAGCGGGAGCGGCUGGAAUUCCAGAGGCAGCGGCUUGACAGAGAGCGCCUGGAGAGGGAGAGGUUGGAGAGGGAAAGAAUGCACAUAGAGCAGGAGAGGAGGCGAGAGCAGGAGCGGAUCCAGCGGGAGCGGGAAGAGCUGCGGCGUCAGCAGGAGCAGCUCCGCUAUGAACAGGAGCGGAGAUCUGCUAUGCGGAGGCCCUACGAUCCCGAUGGCAGGCGGGACGACCCGUACUGGUCCGAGGCGAAGCGGAUGGCGCUGGACGAUCGGUACCAUUCCGAAUUCAGCCGCCAGGAUCGCUUCCACGACUUCGACCACAGGGACCGUGGCCGGUACCAGGAUCAUUGUUUGGACAGAAGAGACGGUUCGAGAGGAAUACCGGAUCGCGAUGGGCAGCACUACCCGGAGGAGCGGCACGGAGGCCCCGAGCGGCAUUCCCGGGAUAGCUGGGGUGGCUACGGCUCUGACCGGAGGAUGAAUGAAGGGAGAGGGAUCCCCCCUCCGAGCCGAGCUGGCCGUGGCUGGGGAGAUGCUGGCCCAAGGUUAGAGGGGCACGGAGCUCGUUCAUGGCAGGGCAGUGUGGCUGGAGGAGUGAUGGGACGGGAUCGUGAGCAAGGUACACUUGCUGCUUCCAGUGUGGUUUCCCCUCUUCCUGCUGCUCAACUUCCAGCAGCAGUUCUGAAUCGAGGAGGGCUGUCAGGGCGCGGAGGCUUCACGCAGCUGGGGAGCCAGAGCCAAGCGCUGCCCAGCACCGGGAUCCAGGGAGUGUUUGCAGGACAGGAGCGGCCGCCCCGGCCCCCGGAGCCGCGCUUCACCCGACGCUACUGA
Nestor notabilis (Kea) is the source of this 1675-nucleotide messenger RNA. Its product is annotated as scaffold attachment factor B2-like. The transcript is spliced from 14 exons. The annotation marks the transcript as partial. Gene Ontology annotation, cellular component: nucleus. The record is from RefSeq and is a predicted model, not a curated record. Gene Ontology annotation, molecular function: RNA binding; sequence-specific DNA binding. Gene Ontology annotation, biological process: regulation of mRNA processing; regulation of transcription by RNA polymerase II. Lineage: Eukaryota; Metazoa; Chordata; Aves; Psittaciformes; Psittacidae.